ACCACUGUCCGUUUCCACCAAACUUAACCUGUCACCGACCAUAACAUUCGAUCGUAUUGGAAUACGAGUACGACGCGCGGAAUCUGAUGCACCUACUGCUCGUGUUGUAAAGUCGACGAUAAUGCGCGAUUACGUUGUAACAACGAUGAAAUAGCGAACGUUAAUGGCACACGAUAAAAGUGUACGUGUAUUCCGAGAAUGCUCACACUGGAUGAUUACAUUUGUUAAGAUGGAGUAAACGUUACGUACGUAACAAAAUAUCUGUAGCGGUUCGAUAGUACUCGUUGGUGUUUGCCUCUUCUUCAUCAGAGAUCGAAUCGGAAAAAAUGGAAAAGAAAUGCAGUAAAGGUAUAAUGGAGAAAGAGGAACUGGAAGACUCUGAAAAUAUAAUUAUUAACGAAGUGGACGGUUUACCAAAUUUACAUCCAAAUUAUGAGCAGCUACAGCUUGAAUUUGAAAGAGAAAAACACGAUAACGCAAAUAUUAGAUCGAUUGAUGAAUUGGUUCACGAUGAAGAUUUACCGACUUCUGUAAUUGUCACCAAUGUGGAUCCACGAGUCUUCAAGGAUGACGAUUUGAAGCCAGCUAUAGAAGAUCUCUUCAAACAAUUCGGUGAGGUUGCUACGUUCCAAUACUUCAGGUCUUUCAGAAGAAUGAGAGUAAAUUUUAGUUCUCCCAGUGCGGCGGCAAACGCAAGAUUACAGCUACAUCAAGCACAUUUUGGAGAAACUGAUAUUAAUUGUUACUUUGCACAACCGGUGACGCCAAUAGAUAUGGAAGAUCAGCAUCUGCAACCACCCGCUCUUACCAAACAGUUCCUCAUAUCUCCACCUGCUUCGCCGCCAAUUGGUUGGCAGCCGCGAGAGGAAGGAGAGCCGCUUGUUAAUCAUGAUUUAUUAGCCGCUAUAGCCAAUUUAUCUGCAGGUGGAACACACGAGUUGCAUCCGGGAGGAUCGGGACAGCCGGGCAUAGUCGUGCACGUUUGUGAGAACGCAAAUCCAACGAAAAAUUCGCCUCGUAUUCAACACACACGAUGUCCAGAGCAUUAACUUUUUGCUUUUGUUCAAGUUUCAAAUUGGUUUGGCGCACACGUAUACAUCCUUACAUUACAAAACUAAAACUAAGUUGAAGCUCGCAGAGGAGUAUCUAGCGAGCAAGUUUGAAUUAGUACGUGUCAAAGUUACUAUUGAUUACACGUACGUACGGCUAACACCUAAAUGACAAAGAGGUGAUGUGCCGUAAGAAGAUUUCGGCUCGCAAACAACGAAGCGGUCUAAAUAUUUACCAAGCUUACCACGCGUAGCGGUGAUAUCUAUAAAUAUCUGUUAUUAUAUUUCGAGAUGGAGCGUUUAAUUACAAAGUACACUUGCGUUGCCUAUCUCUUACGGCAUACACAUCAAGUUUUCAAGAAAUCGGCAAUUUCAUAUUUAUUAUCUCAUUAAUAAUACCAAUAAUUAUAUAAAAAAUUACAUAAAGUAUAUCGUAAAAAAAUUAAAUCGUAUUAAAUUAAAUCGUAAAAAAUUACGUCCACAAUGAUGAAACUAAGAAAUCGGUGAAAUCGGUUGAAGACGGACAGACAGACGUCGUUAAUGAUGUACUGAAAUAUUUUUCCGACUCUCACCAGUGGGUUAUUUAUAUUUUUCAAUAGCACGUAACGCUUGACGAUGUUCUUAUUAAUCUACAAAUGAUACUAAUGUUAGUCCAAUCAAUCCAUAGAAUCAAAGGAACAAAGUUGAACGGUUUUUUUUCUGUAUUUUUUCUUUCCUCCAAGAAUAUUUUCAAAAUUGUGUCGGUUAAACGUUCAAUUAAGUACUGCAUGCAUGCAAGAAAAAAUAAAUCUACGAAGAUAUAUGACGUUAAUAUGUAUGUGAUAUGUGUGUGUAUACGAAUGUAUCGUUCUAAAAUUAUUAUUCUCCGUUCUGUGUUUUCUAUAGAAAGCUAGGUCACGUUAUAGCUUGAACAUUACACAUUACCCUAAAUCUAUAUCUCUAUGGUCUCUUAUUAAUGAAGAAGUUACGAAGAAAAAUUGUUAUCACUUUGCUCUUUGAGGACUAAGUCAUUAGAAAAUAGGCUAGACAGCGAUACAUGGUCAUAUCAGCGUUAAUGAUUAUGCAGCGCGGCAGUGGUGAUUGUGUAUAUGUAUAUAUUGUUCCGUACUUGAAACAUAGUUCUUGUUAAUGCAAGAUUUAAAUGACCUAAAAAUAAUUGUUGAAUAUUUAUAAAUGCUUUAGAGUAUAACACAAUUACUUUACAUACCGUUGUUGUACCGUUAUUUAUAUUUUUCCCGAUGAUAAAAAAUGCUGUAAAACCA
Ooceraea biroi (clonal raider ant) is the source of this 2311-nucleotide messenger RNA. RefSeq names its product RRM_RCAN_like domain containing protein Sra (gene sra). Gene Ontology annotation, cellular component: nucleus; cytoplasm. The record is from RefSeq and is a predicted model, not a curated record. NCBI's taxonomy places the organism in Eukaryota, Metazoa, Arthropoda, Insecta, Hymenoptera, Formicidae. Gene Ontology annotation, molecular function: calcium-dependent protein serine/threonine phosphatase regulator activity; nucleic acid binding. Gene Ontology annotation, biological process: calcium-mediated signaling.